AUGUGCCCAGCAGAUGAUCAGCCCAAGUGGAAUAGUGAUGAGCAGCUCAAACUGGCGCCGCUCACUGCAAGGUCACGCCCGCCCUGCCCUGCCCCCUCCCCCGUGGUGAGGUGGAAAGUGGAGAUCCGGCCGGCCCACGGCAGAGAGAGGUUGGCAGACAGGCGUGGCCUGGCCACCGGUACGUACCCAGAUUGCAUCGUCCGCCGCCCGCCGCCCGUCGCCAACCAGCCAGCCAUCAAGCAAGCUGGAGGAGUGGGCGGGCUAUGCACUAGUGUCGGGGGGCCACGGUUGAGCUUGGGCUCCCACUUCUAUUUUUUGACAAUGAUGGUCGGUGAAUGGGCAGACCAGCCCGCAUGGCGACAUGAGGAUGCCCCAACCUGCAAUCUCGGCAUCUGA
This is a messenger RNA of Verticillium alfalfae VaMs.102, 396 nucleotides long. RefSeq lists its product with no specific name. NCBI's taxonomy places the organism in Eukaryota, Fungi, Ascomycota, Sordariomycetes, Glomerellales, Plectosphaerellaceae. The record is from RefSeq and is a predicted model, not a curated record. The coding region runs from base 1 to 396 and encodes 131 amino acids. The transcript is spliced from 2 exons.